AGUGCAAACUCCGCUUCUCUCGGAGCAUCUUCGAGAGGCGGAUCGGCUGACAGUGCUUAAGAGGCAGUUUUUCAUCAUGAUUGUACAGAUAGUUGUAGUUGUACCACGAGGACGGGAAGAGAAUACUUACUAGUAUCUACCGUCCGAAUGACAACGAGAAUCUUCAAUUGGUCAAUUUCGCAGCUAUGUAUUUCUAGCCUUCGCUUUCCUCGAGCAAGACGGAGUAAUCCCAACGGGAACGGUUAGGUGAAUCACCUACAAUUUCCGAAACAGAUAGGUACUCGUCUAGAUAAAUAGCCACCAGGCCAUUUCCAGGAUGAAUUGGGAUACAACUCUUGCAAGGAUAGUUUCACUCCCCGUCUAAAUUGGUCAGAAAACUAGACCUCCAACCCCUCCAGGAAGUAGUGCAGUUCGCGUCAUCGAAGUUAACAACAUGCAUGCUGAAGACCAAUCUAUGGCUUCUCUAGCUUCCGCUCCGCACUCCUCGUCUUCGAAACAUCUGAUGCCGCCAACAACCGGAAUGGAAGUGACGCAAUCACAGGUAUGCAACAUAAGCGCCAAUGAAUAACAAGAUAUUAUCGAAGAUGUACUGGUCGUUGUUCCUCCUGCUCUUCGUCCCUCAAACACUUUAUUUGAACAUAGGAUGAUCAUCUAAACAUCGACGUACCCUAGUAUGAUCAUCUAUAUUUUUCUUUCAUUGAUCAUAGUCCGCUUCUAACAACCGGAACGUCGAAGUCACCAAGUAAGAAGAGCAAGGCCGUUUUUCAAGAGUUUCAUGAAGAAGCAGCGCUGAGUCGCCGAAAGAGUAGUGUUGAAGGCGGCUUUGGAUUCGCGUCCAAACGACGGCAAUCGAUCGAUCUGAAGCUUGUGGAAGGUACUAUUUUAGAAUUUCGCUAUGCCUAUGAAGGACUCUUUCUGUGGGCGAUGAAUGACUUAGAUGAAUCACUUAGACCUCGCACUUGGUACUUAGCAGCUUUACUUUGAAAUAACAGCACGUACAAGUCAUUGAUGCGACCGCUUGAUGUAUCUUCAAGCAGUCCUGUCGGCAUUGUUCAGUAUUGCUAGCAGUAUUUUUGUUGUUUCCUCGCCUUUCUAAAUAAAUUGAACUACGUCCAUAACAUGACUAAGGCUAAGCAUACAGUAAGAAAUCAAAAUCCUCGGCCUCCUCAGAUGCCAUCCCCUUGCCGAUCCUGAAACGGCGAAACUCGAUUGAGCAGGUGAUGGAAGAAAUGGACGCAAAAGAACGACAGCGCGAUGAGGAAUUGCAAGUAAAAGCAGCUUCUCGUAGGAAAUCCCUCGCUGCAGCACAAGACGCGUCCCCGAAUGCUCAAGGCGUUCACAAUACUUUACAGUCUCUGAUCGGCCAGUUGCAAAAGUCAAAAAACACUGUCAACGCAGCAUACAUGGGACUACCCGUGUAGAAGCAGGUGCAAAAGCCACCUGGAGUUGCGUCGACGAAGUGUUGUGCUUGUAGCGUACAAUACUACAGAUGAACAACCAGAAGCGGGGACUCUACCUUCAUUUAAGUGCCAAUUGAUUACAUAGGUGCUCGACAGUCUCCUCGAUUCUUGAAGAAGUUGGUAUUCUACAUGUACAUGAUAUCCGAAAAAAGUAAAUCUAAUAAAUGAUCGCUUUAAGAAAAAAUACCAUCGCAGAUCGGAUCGACCAAAACGUAAAUUGAAAUGUGGAUCUAUGUGUAGCUUGGAAAUGACAUUCUCUCCGACGAGGUCGUCCGCCUAUCCACCAGCUGCACCACGACGACAUAUCAUAAUUAUAAACGAUGAAUAAAGAUAUUUAAAACUACUUCUGCCUACUAGCUCUAGCUGUACCGUAAGUGGAAAAACGAAAGCUGCGGGAGAAACGAAUAGACUGUGUGGCCGAGGGCCUUUUCCGGAGGAUACCUGGUGAUGGUUCCUUUCGCUGUCAUGAAUUAUGCUGAAAUAGUAUGUAGAGCAACAUCGAAAUGCUUGUAGUGAGAUAUCUACGAAUGCAGACAACUGGUAGUACCAGUAGUAAAAAUCAUUGUCGUAAAAAAAUCGAUGUGACCAAGAAAAUCCUAAUCCAUUGAAUAAUGAAUUCCGGGGGUAGCGGUUAGUGCGGUUAAAGCAUAAAUGUGCCCAAGUACACGUAGAAGUUUCGGUGUAAAUCUUAGGCCUUAACAAGUCCUCUUAGGACAGUGUUUAUUGGAGUAGUUUAACUGAUCGAGAAAUUGGUGAGUCGAAUUAGAGUUGUCACAGUCACAUCACUCAAUGACGAACUACAUUGAUAUUGAAGAUAGUUAACGAAAACAAACUCCACAGCUUGAAUGCAUGUUCAUCCACUUAACAUUUUAUUUUUGCUUUUUUUAGUAAAAAAGCAAGGUAAACAAGGACCGACCAGCAAAGUCCCAUUUAUUAUCAGGUGUCUACUUUUUGUUUUAGUUGUAUUUAUAUUUCCUGAUCCUGGCUUCUAUGGCAUGAACAACAUACUGAGGAAUUUCUACCACAGGUUUGUUAGUCACGUCUCCUCAUCAUGUUGACAAAGAACAAGAAAGGUGCUACCGUGAAUCAGGUACAGGAGUAGAUUUCUUCAUACUACUUGUUCUAACUACUUCGGAAAUAUGUACUCAUAAACUUAAACAUGUAGUUGUAGUUCUUGAUGUGGUCAUCUUAUAUUUUUAUAAAAUAUUAUAAUCGAAUUUCUCCUGCUACAGCAUCGUUGUAUGGCUCGUCGUAACCACGACGCUUUGUGCAUAGUAGCAGGAGUCAGAUGUCGUGCUUUCGAAUAUUCUUGGCUGAGAAAGCAAGCAUUAUGAUUUGAGAUGAUUGUUUGUACGUAGGUGGUCUGGUUUGUGGUUUGUAGUCUCGGUGAGGCUACACAUAGUCGCCCGAGGAUACAGGUCAAACUGUGGACGGCGAAUCAACUCCUAUCGCCAGCCUAUCCUGGUCUGUUGAAAAAAAUGCUGAGAUAGCCAACAUAGUCUUUUUAUUUGCUUUUCUCUGGAUAAGAAUAUAAAGAACGAGGACGAAUCAGCAUACCGUUGGUCAUGGUUUUCAACAAUGAACUACUACAUCGUUCAGCAUGUCUAAAUGCAUCUUUGGCGGGGUUACUAUGUGGUUUUGUAUCAAUUUCCAAUAUUGCCAGCGACUUAGUGCGCAUAAAGCAAGAUCUUAUCACCACUAUCAUCCGAACAUCAAGAUGAUAUGGGCGAAGCCUGUGUGUUGUCGUACCAGUACGUGUCUAUAGACAAAGGCAAAAAUAAGGUAGAGGGGGCAGUGGCAUGCUAUCUGGCAUUAGCGGACUCUGAAACAGAACCUAAUUGAGUGGAUCAACGACUGAACUUGACGCAUAUUACGUAACAAGCAAGAGACUCAGCCUGCU
This is a messenger RNA of Amoebophrya sp. A25, 3360 nucleotides long. The record is from the annotation of a GenBank genome assembly. NCBI's taxonomy places the organism in Eukaryota, Dinophyceae, Syndiniales, Amoebophryaceae.